GUUACUGGUUACGGUUACGGUCAGUCUGUCACGUUUAUAAAGUAACAGUACUUCUUUGAUUAGGUAAAUGUUAUCUGCAGCGUAAAAUGUCUGGAAGCAGAAUAAGCAGGGAGGAUGCCGUGUCGCGACUGGACCACAAACACGCCUGUCACAUCCUGCUGCACGCAGAGAGCAAAGCUAAACUCUUUGGCAAAAUCCCGAUAAAACAUAUCGUGCUGAUGCAGAUGCGUUUCGAUGGCUUACUUGGCUUCCCGGGAGGGUUAGUUAAACCCUCAGAAGAGAGUCUGGAGGCAGGGCUGAGCAGAGAGUUACAGGAGGAGAUGGGGGCGGCGGUGCCAGUGACCGUGGACGACUAUGUGUCUUCUCACCUUGCUGAGUCUCCCCCACGUCUCAUCUUGCACUUUUAUAGCAAGAAGAUUUCAGAGGCUGCGCUGCUAGAGAUAGAGAGAGCUGCAGUCUCUAAUGCUGUGGAUCAUGGAUUAGAGGUGUUAGGUCUGACCAGAGUACCCCUCUAUACCUUGAGAAAUGGUGGUGGUCUUCCUUGGUUUCUAUCUCACUCAUUUAUCAGCAACUCACGAGCUCAGUUGCUGGAGGCACUGCAGCGUUUGGACUUGGUGUCGCCUCAGAAUCUGGAGGAAGCAGUUAAAAAGGCAGAGGAGAUGAGGCACAUGGUCAAAUCUGAUCCGCACUGAUGUCAUCCUUGUGAACCCACGGUCAUCAAAAUGAGCAGAACAGCUACACUGUUCCAGAAUUCUGCUCGGAACGUACUCGUCUCUGCUUCCUGAAUCUUUCUUUUGUCUUAUAUAACAUUUGACAUACUAAAUGACCAGAAUCUGUUCUGAUCACACAUUUGGUCAUGGACCAUAUAGAAUCAGACCUUAUUAAUCGAUACCUAUGCUAAUUUAAAAUGCAUAAACUUGUGAACUGUCUGUUUAUAUGAUUUGAACACACAUAUUUCUUAAAUGGAACGAAAUAAUCUUCAGGUUUUCUUUUGAGAAUUUUGAUUUUUUUUCAAGGGAAUGAGGUUUUGCCUUGAUUUAAAGAAGUGCUUAUAAUUAUAACUAUCCAGCUCAUCUUGACAUUUACAAUGUAAAUGUAACAGGAUAAAGUGUAAAUGUUGAAAUAAAUUGGUUGAUUAGUGAA
Clarias gariepinus (North African catfish) is the source of this 1143-nucleotide messenger RNA. RefSeq names its product U8 snoRNA-decapping enzyme. Gene Ontology annotation, biological process: sno(s)RNA catabolic process; mRNA catabolic process. Bases 87 to 692 code for a protein of 201 amino acids. NCBI's taxonomy places the organism in Eukaryota, Metazoa, Chordata, Actinopteri, Siluriformes, Clariidae. The record is from RefSeq and is a predicted model, not a curated record. Gene Ontology annotation, molecular function: snoRNA binding; phosphodiesterase decapping endonuclease activity. Gene Ontology annotation, cellular component: nucleus. The transcript has 4 exons.